Molecule: messenger RNA, 1248 nt
Organism: Diceros bicornis minor
Lineage: Eukaryota; Metazoa; Chordata; Mammalia; Perissodactyla; Rhinocerotidae
Gene: MRPL44
Product: mitochondrial ribosomal protein L44
Exons: 4
Coding region: 5-1003 (332 amino acids)
Biological process (GO): regulation of gene expression; rRNA processing; primary miRNA processing
Cellular component (GO): nucleus
Molecular function (GO): ribonuclease III activity; double-stranded RNA binding
Source: RefSeq, a predicted model, not a curated record
UGCAAUGGCGUCCGGGCUGGUGAGGCUGUUGCUGCCGGGGUCUCGCUGCCUCCUGGCUCCGGCCGCCCCGGCACUCGCGCCGCCGGUUCGAGGAGUGAAGAAGGGAUUCCGCGCCGCCUUCCGCUUCCAGAAGGAGUUAGAGCGGUGGCGCCUGCUCCGGUGCCCGCCGCCGCCCGUGCGCCGUUCAGAGAAGCCCAACUGGGAUUACCAUGCUGAAAUACAAGCAUUUGGACAUCGGUUACAGGAAACCUUCUCCUUAGAUCUUCUCAAAACUGCAUUUGUUAACAGCUGCUAUAUUAAAAGUGAGGAGGCCAAGCGCCAAAAACUUGGACUAGAGAAAGAAGCUGUUCUUCUGAAUCUUAAAGAUAAUCGAGAACUGUCUGAACAAGGGUCAUCUUUUUCACAAACUUGCCUCACACAAUUUCUUGAGGAUGCGUUCCCAGACUUGCCCACUGAAGGCAUUAAAAGUCUUGUUGACUUUCUCACUGGGGAGGAAGUGGUGUGUCACGUGGCUAGAAACUUGGCUGUGGAGCAGUUGACGCUGAGUGCAGAAUUUCCAGUCCCCCCGACUGUGUUGCAGCAGACUUUCUUUGCAGUGAUUGGAGCCCUGCUCCAGAGCAGUGGACCCGAGAGGACUGCACUUUUCAUCAGGGACUUCUUAAUUACUCAAAUGACUGGAAAAGAACUCUUUGAGAUUUGGAAGAUAAUAAAUCCCAUGGGGCUCCUGAUAGAAGAAUUGAAGAAAAAGAAUGUUUCAGCUCCUGAAUCUAGACUGACUAGGCAGUCUGGAAGCAGCACAGCUUUGCCCGUGUAUUUUGUUGGUUUAUAUUGUGAUAAGAAGUUGAUUGCAGAAGGACCUGGGGAGACAGUACUGGUUGCAGAAGAAGAAGCUGCCCGAGUGGCACUUAGGAAACUCUAUGGGUUCACUGAGAAUAGGCGGCCCUGGGACUAUUCCAAGCCCAAAGAGGGGUUGAGAGCAAAAAAGACCAUCACUGCCAGCUGACCAGCCAAAGAUGUGGCAACCUGAAAUUUGUGAGCAAAACAAUGAGACUACAUGUCAGAGACGUUCAGAGUUGGACAUUUUUCAAAUUGUACAGAAAUAUGUCUUAUUCCUCAUACUAAGUUCUGAGUGUCUAAAAUUAAAUAAGUAUUCAUCAGGUCAGCUUUUUUUUGUCUCUUUAUAAUCAUUUUUGUUUUAUCAAGUCUUUUUUUGAUGUUUUUCCAAUAAAUUUUUCCUAAAGUCCCUGA